Messenger RNA from Rhodotorula graminis WP1, 2994 nucleotides. RefSeq lists its product as uncharacterized. NCBI's taxonomy places the organism in Eukaryota, Fungi, Basidiomycota, Microbotryomycetes, Sporidiobolales, Sporidiobolaceae. Gene Ontology annotation, cellular component: nucleus. The coding region runs from base 1 to 2937 and encodes 978 amino acids. Gene Ontology annotation, biological process: mismatch repair; chiasma assembly. The record is from RefSeq and is a predicted model, not a curated record. Gene Ontology annotation, molecular function: mismatched DNA binding; ATP-dependent DNA damage sensor activity; ATP binding. The transcript has 23 exons.
AUGUCCCACCGCGCACCAAGCACCCGCGCGACGCCCGCCAGCCUCCCCUCGCCCACGCCCGCUCCGCACUCUCUCGCUCGCGACGACCUCGACGACACGACCCGCAAGCUGCGGUGGGGGGACGCGCAGGUGCACGAGGUAGACGAGGUGGACGACGGGCACGCCGCGAGGACGGCGCAAGGGCAGCAGGAGGACGACGAGGUCGGCGAGCGGGACGAGGUCGAGGGCGGCGUGCUCGCCAUCACGUCAGUCAAGGGCAAGGUCGGCUGCUGCUUCUACGACCCGGUCACCGACAAGCUCUCGGUCCUCGAGGACCAGCAGGACUCGGCCGACUGGGACUUGACCGCCCUCCUCGUCGAGCAGCUCCUUCCCGCCACCGUCAUCACGUCGUCGACGGCGGACGCAGCCUUCCUCGAGACUCUCGACGCUCAGCUCGCUGCGCUGCCGGCCAACGCCUUCUCGUCCGCCGCGUCUACCUCGGGCGUCACCGGCGACACCAACACGCGCCUCGAGUACCGUCCUACUCGCGAGUUUUACGCCGGCCAGGGCAAGUACGCCCUCUCGCAGCUGCACAUCCACGAGGGCGGGUGGUACGCCUCGGGCGAGCGGGAGCGCGACGACUUCGACUCGGGCUACGACUCGGGCCUCGGCGUCGACGGCGAUCUCGAGCAGGGCUUCAACGACGCGUACGCGUUCGACGAUCGGCCGACCAAGCGCAGGAAGACGAGCGCGGCGGGCAACCCGGACGGCGAGGUCUCGAGGAGGAACCAGGAGCUGCGGGUCGAGGCGUUCCUCAACAGCCUCUGCACUAGCUCGCUCAUGGUCGGAUGCGCCGGCGCCCUGCUCAACCACCUGCACAAGACCCGCUCGGACCUCGGCGAGCUGAGCGACGGCAUCCAGGUCAAAGGUCUCGAGCUCAUCAAGCUCGACAAGAUCAUGCUCGUCAACUCGGACGCGCUCACGUCGCUCCAGAUCUUCCAGGACGAGGCGCACGCGGCGACGGGCUCGUCGGCGACAAAGGAAGGCCUCUCGCUCUUUGGCAUCGUCAACAUUGCGCGCACGCCGCUCGGCAAGCUCCUCAUGCGCCAGUGGUUCAUCCGGCCGUCGCUCGAGCUCGACGUCAUCGAGGCGCGGCACGAUGCCGUCGAGUGCUUCAUUCGCGACGAGAACCAGCCGGCCAUCGACGCCGUCGAGGCCAACUUCAAGCACAUCAAGAACGUCCGCCGCGUCCUCAAGGCCAUCGCGAGCGGCGACGGGUCGCUGUCGGACUGGCAGGCCAUCUGGAUGUUUGUCUACGGCUCGAUCCAGAUUCGCGACGCCAUCCUCAGCCUCGAGCACCGCCAGAGCGUCGAGAUCGUGGACAAGUUUCUCGACUCGUUCGACUCGCUCGCGUUCAAGGACCUCGGCGAGAUCAUCAACAACGUCAUCGACUGGCAAGAGUCGCAGCUUACGCAGGGCAAGGUGUGCAUCCGGCCCGGCAUCGACGCCGAGCUCGACAAGCUGCGUCGUCGCUACGCCGGCCUCGAGUCGUUCCUCUCGAGCGUCGCCAAGGACGUCGCCUUCGAUCUUCCUCGCGAACUCGCCAAGGACCUGUCGCUCGUCUACUUCCCGCAACUCGGGUACCUCAUCACGAUCGCCAACGAGCCAAACGUCACCGACGCCGACAAGUACGGCGCGUUCGGGUGGGACUUUCAGUUCGUCACCGAGCAGCAGGCCUACUUCAAGAGCAGCAAAUGCCGCGACCUCGACCGCCACAUCGGCGACCUGCAGUGCUUCAUCUCGGACAAGGAGAUCGAGAUCCUUCACGCUCUCGUCGGGCACGUCCUCGAGCUUCAAGGCCAGAUGCUCUCGGCCGCCGACGCUCUCGCCGAGCUCGACUGCCUCAUCGCGUUCGCCGGCGCUUCAAGGCUGUACGACUGGGUGCGCCCCGUCAUGACGGAGGACGCAGUCUGCAAGAUCAUCAAAGGCCGUCACCCGCUCGCCGAGCUGUGUGUCGAGACGUUUGUCCCGAACGGCACGUCGCUCGUUGGCGGGCAGGCGACGAUCAAGCCGGACUCGGAGCAAGAAGUCGAGCUGUGCGGCGACGAGGACAAGAGCAUGAUCAUCCUCACGGGCGCCAACUUUAGCGGCAAGAGCGUCUACCUCAAGCAGGUCGCGCUCAUCACGUUCAUGGCCCACAUCGGAUGCUUCGUCCCCGCCGAGGACGCCCUCAUCGGCUUGACGGACAGGCUCAUGACGAGGGUUUCGACGAGGGAGUCGGUCACGAGGGGCUCGUCGGCGUUCAUGAUCGACUUGCAGCAGAUCGCGUUCGCCUUGCGCAACCUCACGCCGCGCUCGCUCCUCGUCCUCGACGAGUUCGGCAAGGGCACCGAGGCCGACGACGGGGCAGGCCUCUUCUGCGGCGUCAUCGAGCACCUCCUCGGUCUCGGACGGGACGCUCCUCGCGUCGUUGUCGCGACGCACUUUCAGCACGUCUUCCUGAACGGCCUCCUGUCGCGCAAGCUCCCUGCGACGCUCGCGCACAUGGAGAUCCGCGUCGACGAGUCGACGGCAGGCAGCAGCAGCGCCGAGACCAAGGGCGUCGAGAGCGUCGCCUACCUCUACCGCCUCGCACCCGGUCUCGCCCUCUCGUCCCACGCGACCUCUCUCGCCUCGCUCUUUGGCCUCUCUCCCGACGUCCUGCUUCGCGCCGAGGAGGUGUCGCACGCCGUGUCGACCUUCUCGCUCGACGCGCUCGCGCUCAGCGACGAGGCGCAGAUGAGCGCCGCCGAGCGGGACGAGCUGCGCGAGGUCGAGGCGUGCGCGAGGAGGUUCGUCGGGCUUGAGCUUGGCGCGGCGAGGGAGGGCGAGGGGCAGGACGGCGUCGAGGAGCUAAAGGAGAGGCUCAGGUGGGUGCUCGACGGCGAGGGCGGCGGGUUCGAGGACGGCACGACCUGAGCUGCACGGUCGUGAUCGAGGAGCGCUUGUAGCAUGCGGGAAAGACGCUUUCAGACA